AUGAGUGGCACUUCGAAUCGGCGAUCCAGCAAGGAUUUUGAAACAGAGACCGACGCCUUUGGCGUGAUCCAGAACGACGUAUCUUCAGAUUCGUCUGUUGGGUAUGAUCCUGUGAUCGACCAUCGAAGACACUCUGUCAGUGUUUCUGCUCCAAGACGUUCGCAUCCGCGGAAAAGGGGUCCAAGUAUCAGUGCUCCUGCUGUUUCGAUGGACCAUCCUCGAACUCGACUAAAUAAGGUCUUGGCAUCGGGAAGUUUGAGCUCGUCGUCUCCAAGACACAAGUACAACUCGUUGGACGAGGUGAGAGAGUCCAAGUUCCAGAAAUUCAAAAGCUAUAAUAAUGCCCUCAAGCAAAACCAUUCUUUGAGCGGAGUCCAAUAUAAAACCGAAAAUCCGUUCGAAUCGACUUUGAAACGGUCCUCUUCCCCAACAUCUCCAUACAAGGAUGACCCUAACUCCGAUUCGUACGGUUCUGGAGACGAGGACGAGGAGUCAAACUCAGUGUACGGCUCGUCUAAUCCGUCUUCUAGGAGAUCGUCCAACGCCUCUUCUCUGGACGACGUUUGUUUCCCCGUGGAGAGUCUGGAUGAAGCUGGAAAGCGCAAGGUUUGGCCUGAUAUCUCUGUUCUACAGCAGUUCGUCGACGAAGAGCUGGAAGAGUUCAAAAAAAUCACAGAGGCAUCCACUGCUCUGUCGCAGCAGUCCUCUGCAAACGGAACAGAGGACCGGAUCAAUUUCCAGUAUCCGUUGGUCUCAAACGUUGAACCAGGAGAAACAGAGCCCCUUUUUGUUCAAAAUGAAAGUGAAAGGGAUAUACUCAAUGGAAGGCUUAGGCCUCGCAGGGUUGUUCCCUGGGGCGACUCUAAACACAUGACAACCGAGAUUGAAGAAAUUAGCCAGCCAAAAAGUCUCAGAUUCACCUAUUUCAGAGAGGACUUGGAGAACACCAUCCACGCAUCUAACAUCUCUGGGCUUGUUCAGAACAAAUAUUCCUUGGGUGAUCUUUUUGGACGCUAUUCGGCCGAGCAUGGCCACCAGACACCAUACAUUGCUACUACCCAACCGUCUCAAGCGAACCUCAAACCAAGAGUCUCGGGAACGUCCACACCAACACCUUCGAUAAUUGCAGAGAGUAGCAGCUCUGCGUCUGAAGUGCCCCCAUUUUGGCUAGACGUUCUUAAUCCUACCGAGGAAGAGAUGAAAGUACUUUCCAAGGCUUUCAGCAUCCACCCAUUGACGACAGAGGACAUUUUCAUGGGAGAGACCAGAGAAAAGGUGGAACUAUUCAAGGACUACUAUCUUGUGUGUUUCACCUCCUUUGACGUGGUUCAAGAACACCAUAAUAGGAAAAAAGCAUUAGAGAGAGCGUUGGGAUCGUCUACCAUGUCUGAUGACGAGAGCGUUUCAAGCAAGCAGCGUAAGAAAGCUUGGUAUCGCCGUACGUUAAGCCAGCUCCUGCAAAGGAAAGGAUCUGCUCACGAGCUCGACAAACAACGGGCUCCUUCUAUGAUUUCCAAGAAACGAGAAGGUGGAAAGAAGAAAAAGAAGAACGGCGAUUUGGAACCUCUCAACAUGUACAUAAUAGUGUUCAGGGAUGGUGUGAUCACCUUCCACUCGAAACCAACUCCUCAUCCAGUGAAUGUUCGUCGCAGAAUCCGGUUGCUUAAGGAUUACUUGAGUGUGACUCCGGACUGGAUUGGAUAUGCUCUUAUUGACGACAUUACCGACGCUUAUGCUCCAUUGAUCGAAAGUAUUGAAGACGAGGUGAACGCUAUUGAAGACACAAUAUUGGUAAUGCAGAGCGGAGUAGACUCUGACGACGACUCUGACAGUGAAAGUGAUGAAGAGGAGGAGAAGGUUUGGCUGAAACUUAAGAGACGAACAUCGACUGUGGAUAAGUCGUCGCUAUUUUCGUGGAAGUCAAAGUCAUCGGCUUCAUCAUCUUCUUCACAGGACACUAGAAUUUUGAGCUGGAAACGGAAAGGAGACAUGCUGCGUCGUAUUGGGGAUUGUCGCAGAAGGGUCAUGUCUCUACUCCGACUUCUCGGUUUCAAGGCAGAUGUGAUCAAGGGAUUUUCCAAGAGAUGCAACGAGCGGUGGGAGGUUGCACCAAGGUCUGAGAUUGGAAUGUAUCUUGGUGAUAUCCAGGAUCACAUAGUUACCAUGGUACAGAGUUUGAAUCACUACGAAAAGCUUCUCGCACGGUCUCAUUCCAACUACCUCGCCCAAAUCAAUAUCGACAUGACCAAGGUGAACAAUGAUAUGAACGACAUAUUGGGAAAGAUCACCAUUCUUGGUUCGAUCGUGCUUCCGCUGAACGUUGUUACCGGAUUAUGGGGAAUGAAUUGUAUUGUUCCCGGUCAAGACUCUCCUGGUUUGACUUGGUUCUGGAGCAUCUGUUUCAUUGUGGACGACUUGGACUUUCUCAUGGAGCUGUUUCUUGUUAUUGAGGUGAUUCUUUUGUCGUUGGUUGUUUCAAGCUUUGGCUCGUCGCUAAUUUGCAUCGAUUCACGGAACUUUGACAUGCUUCCGUUUCCACCCAACUUGAGGUCGCUUAAAUAUGCCUCCAACGGAUUCACAGGCUGUUCCGACUUGCCAAAGAUAUUGAACUUUCCAAGACGGAUAGGUUCUGUUGGCCUGUCUGAGAGCAUGGAAUGUAACAAUGGAUUGGAGUAG
Molecule: messenger RNA, 2676 nt
Organism: Ogataea philodendri
Lineage: Eukaryota; Fungi; Ascomycota; Pichiomycetes; Pichiales; Pichiaceae
Exons: 2
Coding region: 1-2676 (891 amino acids)
Biological process (GO): magnesium ion transmembrane transport; intracellular magnesium ion homeostasis
Cellular component (GO): plasma membrane
Molecular function (GO): magnesium ion transmembrane transporter activity
Source: RefSeq, a predicted model, not a curated record